GCAAGAGUUUCUCUCUCUUCCCCGCCAAAAAACCUCUCCAUCAACAGCAUCCACACAAGGAUUCAACGACUCCGAAAACGUAGGUUUUUCAAUGUCGCUCUUCUCCACCAACCCUUUCUCACUCCUAGACUCACCCUUUCACCGAUCAAAACCAAAAAAACAGAAAAAAAAAAUUAAAAAAAAUUAAAAUUAAAAAUUAAAAACUCAGAUCAACGGAGAUUUUGCUUAUGUGUUAUUUGCUCCGUUUUAAGAUUUCGGGAGUACCCAUUUCUGAGAGGUCUUUCUUGAUGGAAACUGUUUAUUCGUGCCGCGGAUUUGUGUUCGAAACUGCGAUCACGAAUUGGGGUCAUUGAAUGAAAAUCAGAAUUUGGUGUUGAAACUUUUGGUUCCUGAAAUAAGAUGGGCAACCCAGCCAAAGUAUAUGAAGGUUCUCAUAUUUGGGUUGAGGAUCCGGAGUUUGUUUGGAUUGAUGGGCGAGUGGUAAAGAUUAAUGGGGACGAAGUUGAAGUUGAAACAUCUGAUGGAAGGACGGUUUCUGCUAGCAUAUCCAAAACAUACCCGAAAGAUGAAGAGGAGCCUCCUGAGGGAUUCGACGACAUGACCAAACUGUCUUAUAUGCAUGAACCUGGAGUUCUGCAUAACUUGGAUAUAAGAUACCAGACUAAUAAGAUUUAUACUUACAGUGGGGGAAUUCUUAUUGCUAUUAACCCGUUUCAAAGACUUCCUGACUUAUACGACAUGAAGAUGAUGGAACAAUACAACAGAGCACAAUUUGGUGAACUGAGUCCACAUGUAUUUGCGAUUGGAGAAGCUGCCUUCAGGGAAAUGAUGAAUGAGGGGAGAAGUAACUCAAUACUGGUAAGCGGAGAAAGUGGUGCUGGUAAGACUGAAACUACUAAGAUGCUUAUGCAAUAUCUUGCCUAUUUGGGUGGGCAUAAAGGAGGUGACGGGAGAUCUGUAGAACAGCAAGUUCUUGAGUCAAAUCCAGUGCUUGAAGCAUUUGGAAAUGCCAAGACUGUCAGAAAUAACAAUUCUAGUCGAUUUGGUAAAUUUGUUGAACUUCAGUUCGACCAUCAUGCAAGAAUAUCAGGGGCAGCCAUCAGAACAUAUCUUCUCGAGAGAUCUCGCGUCUGCCAAAUUUCAGAUCCUGAGCGCAAUUACCACUGUUUUUACCUUUUGUGUGCAGCACCACAGGAGGAAAUUAAGAAGUAUAAGCUAGGACAUCCACAGACAUUUCACUACUUAAACCAAUCUACUUGCUUUGAGCUAGAUGAUGUGGAUGAUGCUCAUGAUUAUUUGGCAACAAGGAAGGCCAUGGAUGUUGUUGGAAUCGGUCAAGAAGAGCAGGAUUCAAUCUUUAGAAUUGUUGCAUCUAUUCUCCAUCUUGGUAAUGUUAGAUUCGCCAAGGGGGAAGAGACUGAUUCAUCGGUCCUCGAGGAUGAGAAAUCAAAGUUCCAUCUUCAGACUGCAGCAGAGCUUCUAAUGUGCGAUUCUAAAGCUCUGGAAGAUGCAUUAUUGAAGCGUGUGAUGGUGACUCCAGAAGAAGUUAUCAGAAGAUGUCUUGAUCCUGAUGCUGCAAUAGUUAGUAGGGAUGGAUUAGCUAAGACAAUAUAUUCUCGCUUGUUUAACUGGUUGGUAGAUAAAAUAAAUUUAUCCAUCGGGCAAGACUCGUCUUCGAAAUGUCUAAUUGGAAUCCUUGAUAUAUAUGGUUUUGAAAGUUUUAAAACUAAUAGUUUUGAACAGUUUUGCAUUAACUUUACCAAUGAAAAGUUACAGCAGCAUUUUAACCAGCAUGUUUUUAAGAUGGAGCAGGAGGAAUACGUCAAAGAAGAGAUUGCCUGGAGCUACAUAGACUUUGUGGAUAACCAAGAUGUUCUAGAUCUUAUUGAGAAGAAACCUGGAGGAAUCAUUGCUCUUCUUGAUGAGGCCUGUAUGUUUCCGAAGUCCACACAUGAAACCUUUGCCGAAAAGCUUUAUCAGACAUUUAAAACCAACAAACGUUUCAUCAAACCGAAAUUGUCACGUACUGAAUUUGCAAUUGCUCAUUAUGCUGGAGAGGUUCAAUACCAAUGUGAUCAGUUUUUGGACAAAAACAAAGACUAUGUUGUUCCUGAACAUCAGGACCUGUUAACUGCUUCGAAAUGCCCAUUUGUGGUAGAACUUUUUCCUCCAAUCCCUGAAGAGACAACCAAAUCUUCAAACAAGUCUUCUAAAUUUUCAUCAAUAGGUUCCCGCUUUAAGCUGCAACUCCAACAAUUGAUGGAGACGCUGAAUUCUACAGAACCUCACUACAUUAGAUGUGUGAAACCUAAUACCCUUUUCAAGCCUUGUAUUUUUGAAAAUGCCAAUGUCAUGCAGCAACUUCGUUGUGGUGGUGUUUUAGAAGCAAUUAGGAUUAGUUUAUCCGGUUAUCCUUCUCAUAAGACAUAUGAUGAAUUUUUUCAACGGUUUUCUAUUCUGGUGCCAGAGUUGGAAGCAGACGCUGAUGCAAAAGCUGCAUCCAAAAUGAUUUUGGAGAAGAUGGGCAUUGAUGGGUCUCAGAUAGGAAAAACUAAGCUCUUCCUCAGAGCUGGUCAGAUGGCUACUUUAGAUGCACACAGAGCAUUAAAACUAGGUGAUGCAGCAAAGGUGAUACAAAGAAAGACUAAAACUCAUAGAGCCCGACAAAACUAUUCUUCCACGGUCAAGGCAGCGGUUGUACUGCAAUCUAUAUGUAGAGGAAUGCUUGCUUACAACUUUUAUCAAGUUGUAAGAAAGGAUGCGGCAGCUCUUAAAAUCCAAACAGAUUGGAGAUGGCAUAAAUUCAAUCAGAACUACAACAGACUCAAGAGAGCAACUAUUCAAUUGCAAGCUAUCAUAAGAGCAAUGGCUGCGCGGAAGCUGUAUGAUUUCACAAAAGAAAACAAAACAGCAACUGUUAUACAGUCCCGGUGGCGCGGCCAUAGAGCUUUUUCAUACGCCAGGCGAGCCAUUAGGGCAACAGUUUUUAUCCAGAGUGGAUGGAGGAGAGUGGCAGCUACGAGAGAGCUCCGGCAACUGAAAGUGGCUUCAAGAGAAACAAGCGCACUUCAGGAAGCAAAGAGUAAGCUUGAAAAGCUAGUGGACGAACUGAGAUCACAGUUACAGAUGGAAAGACGUCUGCGGGUUAGCUUGGAGAAAAGGCUGGAGCAUUCAUUGGAUGUUGUGCAAGACCAAAGCGAAAAAACAAAUAAUCUACUUGAAGGUGAAGCUGCAAGAAAUAAUAUGCUUGAAGGUGAAGCUGCUCAUAUUGCAAGUGAUGCUGCUCGCAUUGCAAUUGAUGAAGCCUUCUCAAUCAUGAAGGAGAAAGGGGUUCCAGUUGGAGAAGAUUUAGAAAUGACUGAGGACUCAAGUUCUGAUGUGGAAAGAUUGAAGGGAUUGUUACAAUCUGAAAAGAAACGAGCUGAUGAUUUGGAGAUACGGUAUGCUGAAGCUUUGGAAUCAGUUGAUGGAAAGCGGCUGAAGUUAGAAGAAACCGAAAGAAGAGUUCACCAACUUCAGGAAUCACUGAAUAGGAUGAUGUACAGCAUCUCUGGUCAAUUCUCAGAGCUACAGAUGGUAUUGUGUGCAUCCACCUCAAGUUCAGCUUUGGGGAUUGUUUCUAAGGAUGAAAAAGGUGAUAGUUCUUCCACCUCUUCGGAAACGACAUCUUCCGAUUCUGAUUUCACAUUCCCUGCCCCUGCUUCAACUCCAGCAGAGUUUUCUUCUGCGAAUUCUAGUGCACUUCAGCUCAUUGUUCAGGAUCUUUCAGCAGCUGAGGUUUCAGGAACUGAAAAGUGGAAAAAUGAUCGGGAGGGGGCAUUCGAUGACUUUUUCUGAUGGAAGUUGUUCCGUCAAUGUGUUGUGUCUAUAUCUUCCCCAGUUAGAAGUUAGUUGGGCUAGAUUUUAACAAUUUGAUAUGUCACAGCAGAUACCGCAAUUAACAUGGAACACCACCCACUUGUUGUACUGACACAUCACACAUGUAUAUAAAGAAAAUGUUUAACAUCAACAUUUAUAAGUUUCUUCUACAUAACUAAUUGACACGAGACAUGAUAAUGCAGGUUAUAAUAAUAUACUGGCAUACAGUCUUCAAAUCUAAUUCAGCUUUGUAUCAGUCAUUUAGUUUAGCAUGAUUAUGACCUAACUGGAGAUUUAUAUAAAUUUCUUGAGUCAAUAAUGAUCGCUGCAAAACCCAGAAGCUCAACCCAAUCUAGUUUGGCUUUUUGCAAUGUGGUGAUAAUAGUCUUCAUAGCCAGAGUUUAGUAUAUCUGAAUGUUUAUUUUAACAGAGGAAAGGUUGUUAGUUGGUAGAUUCAAUUACUGGUAAGAUCUCAUCUUCCAUUUCUUGAAAAGACCACUGUCUGAAGUUAUUACAAUCCUUCUGCAUUGCCAUUCAUUUAUUCAUGUCAUAAAGUUGAGAGUAGUCAAUACCUUUAUAUACAUCGAAAAAGAUUAUAUUGUGUUCACUAGACACAAGUUUGUUGCUAUGCUUGUAUUAUGUCGGUUAAUAAAAUCUAGUUCUUCCAUUUCUUAAUGUCUCCUAAGCCAACUUUUUAUGUCAUCAGUGGUUUGCUUCUAUACUUUAGGUUUACUAAUAAUAGCUUUCCCUCACUUUCAAGACGAUCCACCUCCGUCGUGAGUGCCAGUGGAUGGAUUGCACGCACUAGAAGCAGCUUCUGAGUGUACUAAGUCAAAUUCCCAUCAUCCAUAUUUUAAACCUCUGUAAGACUUCAAAUUUCCAAUUUGGUAGUUUUGUCAUCUAUCUCUCGUCUCUGCUAAGGUUCCUUCCGUUUGAAUUUCCAGCUUGUUUUUCGUUCAUCUUUUUAAGACACCAUAAUCUUAGUGAACAAUUUUAGUGAGAACUGGAGCUCUACGCAAUAAAUAAGACUUAAAACAUUUUGAAAAUCUUGUAUGAUGAUCUGUCUUUACUACUAUCCAUUAGCUCCAUAUGAAAAUUUCUGUCCAUACCGUAAACUGCUUGAACAACCGGGGUUCCAGAUAAGCAUUUUAGCAGAGAAAAGGAAACUAAUCAAAUGAUAUAUGGUCCUUGUUGGGCUUUUGAUGACAUUAUGAAUCUGCAUCUUAGAACACUCUGCAGGUAUCGUCUUCUAAUAAAUGUAAAAGGUAGUCAUGCCCAAUCUCCGCUUCUGCUUGUACAAUUUCUACAAGGUAAACUUGCGCCCAUCUAUUUACUUAGUGCUGAGACAUGCUUUAAAAUCCAAAUCUCUUGUGAUCUAUUCUAUGCUUUAGUUGGCACUGGCUUAUUUGUUUUCCAUGUUUAUAUAUGUUGCUUUGUAUUGCGUUUUGCUCAAUCGGAUUUUUUUUGUUCUGGCUUUAUUGAUUCAUCUCUUUUAACUCAAGGAGUCAUGAUCGAAAUGCAUGAGCAGUAGUUGAAGAAACUUCCCUGUCUUCACCCUCCAACUUGUGACAGGCUAUUCUUUUGAUCUUUUUCUUUUAAUUUUCCAUUGAUAUAUUAGAGUCAAAUGAUACGAAGUUGAACACUUGGUAGUAGAUGUAGCAUCUGUGUGUUUGCUUUGAUGAGGUCUACAUACUAAUGUAACUGCUAUUGUAGAGUAGGUUUUAGUGUCACCAAAUAAUUCAACUUGUUUGUUGUUGGCUUCUUGACUCUGCAAAUCUUCAACUGGUUGGGAGAUGAACGUCCAAAGAUUUUGACAGAUAUUUUAAUAUGCAAGAAUGGACUCUUCUACCGACUUGGGGGAUUUCAUUUUGCUAAUUAUUAGUAAUUGUGAAGGAUGUGUAUAUAAAUAAUUAUAGAUUCUAUCCAGAACUAUGAUGUUUUUAUAUAAAACGUUAUGACUUCUGUGAUGCACACAUAUUUUUCA
Salvia miltiorrhiza (redroot sage) is the source of this 5842-nucleotide messenger RNA. Its product is annotated as myosin-9-like. The transcript has 27 exons. Gene Ontology annotation, biological process: actin filament organization; vesicle transport along actin filament. Gene Ontology annotation, cellular component: actin cytoskeleton; cytoplasm; myosin complex. Lineage: Eukaryota; Viridiplantae; Streptophyta; Magnoliopsida; Lamiales; Lamiaceae. Bases 400 to 3837 code for a protein of 1145 amino acids. Gene Ontology annotation, molecular function: ATP binding; actin filament binding; microfilament motor activity. The record is from RefSeq and is a predicted model, not a curated record.